AUGUCACUCGAGUGCAUCGCUUGCUCCACUGAAAAUAUGAUUGCAUCUGUUUGCAGGACUCCAGUUUCUAAAAGACCACGCAGACAAGGUUCUCUAUGGUUACCAGAGGAAGACGCCAAAUUGCUGGAAGCUGUACGGAAGUAUGGCGAGUCGAAAUGGGUAGAAAUAGCUGAGAUGGUUGGGACGCGGUCGAGAAAGCAGUGCAGAGAGAGAUAUAUCAAUCACUUGAAUCCAACUAUCGACAACUCAAAGUGGUCGACUGAGGAAGACAUGACCAUUCUUAGACAAUACGCCCUCAUCGGCUCAAAAUGGUGCUCAAUUGCUUCUUGCUUGAACAACAGAACGGCAAGAGCAACACGAAAUAGAUACUACUCACUUUCUAAUAAACAGAAGAAUGUGAGUUGCUUUACACCAUCCUCAGUAAGGUAUACAGUCGACGUUGGUGGAUAUCCAUGGUAA
Entamoeba invadens IP1 is the source of this 459-nucleotide messenger RNA. RefSeq lists its product as hypothetical. Bases 1 to 459 code for a protein of 152 amino acids. NCBI's taxonomy places the organism in Eukaryota, Evosea, Mastigamoebida, Endamoebidae. The transcript has a single exon. The record is from RefSeq and is a predicted model, not a curated record.